AACGUUCCCAUCCAUCCAUGACGCCGACUCUUGAUAUCGCCGUCUGUCCACUGAGUGAAUAAUUCCAUCCUUCCUGAAUUCGAAUCCACGGGAAAAUGCAAAACGAUCUGUCCGCUUUUCAUAUUUUCAGUGAUCAGGUAACUGCGUAACCUUGUGGAGCAGGUGUUUUUCCGAGCGACGACCGUGACGAACUGCGGUUGACCCUUGAUAUCUUUUUUCUCUUUUUACCCACCAGCAUAUGCGCCUCGCUUUGGGACAUUCUUUUCAGCGCACGCCACGAUUUCCUAGGUCUGCUGGGCUGGUUUUACUUGUUUCUUUGCUUGCGGGUGUACUCUUUCAUCCUCGCGCUCUCCUUUGUACUGGAUACGGGAGGAAUUGGCGUCGACUAGCGGACUCGGCUUCGGAUGUUGGUCAUGAUUGCCAUGCUGGAGAUUCGGCACUUGUAGAUUCAAACUGUCAUGGUUUUGACUCCUGUCAGAAUAAUGCUGCCCAACUCUGGCAGAUGGUCUCGACUACAAAAGGAUUCUUUGCGAGGGAUUAUAGCUUGCAUCUAGGGUGGAAUAAUGUCUCUCUACUUCAAGCCAGGGUUCUGCAAGCGGACCUCUCAUUCUUCCCUUCGUUCGUUAAUGUCUGCGGCGACUACGCGACUAUGGUCAGGAAAGGAGACGUAAUGAAGAGUAACGAGUGGGAGUGGAAAGAUCUCCCCGUGGAGCAACAAAUGGCAUGGGUCAUCCCUAUCGAGUUCAUGCUCAACAUUACCCACCUCCGGAGGUACCAACCUGUCGUGACUGUCGCGGAAUAUCUUCAUUUGCAUGGGUACGACCACCCGGAGGUUGUCGAACGCGAUGGUCGAUGGUUGAGAGACGCGUAUCAUGCGCCCAACCUCAAGAAUGUGUUUACUGGGAAGGUUCCUUCACUAUAUGCCAUUGAGAGUGAGUUUUAUGAUCCGAAGGAGAUAGUGAGAGUUGAUGAGCUCUCGGAGGAUGUAAAAGCGAGGAUGUCGUCGACCGUUAUGGAGGUCAAUGGGAAGGUCAAUGAGAAGUUACGGGAAGCAUUACCGGAGAACAAACUUGUGCUUGACUGGGACACGGCCAAGUCCAUCUUGGAUAUAUCCGACAGGGAAGAGCUUGAGACGGUCGUGACGGAGAAUGGCUGGGAAGUCGUUCAUACGUUCCAACCUGUUAUUGGUAUGGAUUUCGUCAAACCCGUCGUUGCUCCUACGAAGCAGGUAGUCCCUCGGUCUGCGCUUCGAGGGUUCCGAGACGAUUUCGAUGGACACACGGAAGACGUUGUAUUACUCGCCGGUGAAGUGCACCAUGAUCGAAAGCCGGGCGGCAUGCGCUUUACGACCCGUUCUAGCCUCGACGAGUUCGCAGAAAUGAUUCUGCACGGUAUAAGACCGACCGAAGCUGUGCUGUCGUUGGUUGAUAUCAUGGUGGAUCGAAUGUAUUAUCUGACUGGUGAUCGCUUAUUUAUGGGUGCGCACAUGCGUCGGGGUGAUUUUGUGGACUACAACAUGGUGAUGGAGAAAAGCCCUGAGGCGCAUAUCGCGCGAGUGAAGCAGCAUUUAAAUAAGGGGAGAGGGCUGUUAGCUUCCAUGGGCCCAAAGAAUUAUGAGGUCGUGAGCCGAAGGCCGCCAUUACAUGAUGACUGGUUCUAUGUCGCAACAGACGAACGGAAUACUACCACAUUAGAAGCGUUCCAAGCUGAAGGGGCCGUUUUCAUGAAUGAUCUUCUUACUAUCGAGGAGAGGAGAGGGGAGCUUCAUUGGCUGUUGAUGCUCACAGAUUUUCGCGGGGUCGUGGAGCAGGUCAUGUUAUCGCGAGCAGCGUACUUUUAUGGUCACGCUAUGAGCUCUGUUGUUGGAGGUGUUAUGAACUUACGAGCAGUGAGAGGAGCGGACCCACGUACCACGGAUGUGGAUUAGAUCACUUAUAGUUCUAUCUAUCUUAGAGAUAAAUAAUUAGACAUCAUUAAGUAUCAUGGGUGCAUUAAAUUUCCCCCAUAUGUCUCUUUAUCAUACCGUUCGUUUGUAUCACCAGGCAUGGCACAAAACUUCGUGCCGAGUCAGAAUAUGCACUCUUCCCUCCCUCGAG
Molecule: messenger RNA, 2096 nt
Organism: Desarmillaria tabescens
Lineage: Eukaryota; Fungi; Basidiomycota; Agaricomycetes; Agaricales; Physalacriaceae
Exons: 10
Coding region: 239-1927 (562 amino acids)
Source: RefSeq, a predicted model, not a curated record